Molecule: messenger RNA, 1602 nt
Organism: Lithohypha guttulata
Lineage: Eukaryota; Fungi; Ascomycota; Eurotiomycetes; Chaetothyriales; Trichomeriaceae
Exons: 2
Coding region: 1-1602 (533 amino acids)
Biological process (GO): polysaccharide biosynthetic process
Cellular component (GO): membrane
Molecular function (GO): acyltransferase activity, transferring groups other than amino-acyl groups
Source: RefSeq, a predicted model, not a curated record
AUGAGCUCCUGCAGCGGGUCUGUAAGGAGCUUCUAUGAUGACAAUGAAGUCACUCUUUUGGCAGAAAAUUUGGAUAGUUUCGAGGCCGAAUCAGCCAGUGAGACCAGUGAGGCCUGGUCAUACGACAAGCAGAAGCCGACAUCAAUAUAUGUUUCGUCCUCACGACACGCAAUCAAAUGCAUGCGUCAACUAGGUUGGCUGCUCCACGCAAUCCUACCUUCGUUCCUUCAAACAUGUUUGCAAAAAGAGUCUGGCCACAGUCAUCCAACGAGCUUGCAUGCUACAGCCUAUCUGGAUGGUAUGAGAGGACUGGCCGCUUUUGCGGUGUUCCUCUGUCAUUUGAGCUAUGUGACCUUCGAUAUCGGCCAUGUGUGGGGGGCUGGUGAAACGCUCCAGGAGAUGGAAGGCAACAUGAAUCUUUUACAACUCCCUAUCGUCAGGUUGUUCUAUUCUGGGCCACCUAUGGUCGCCAUCUUCUUCGUCAUUUCAGGUUACGCUCUGAGUUACAAACCGCUGAAGCAGAUGCGCAAGGGAGAAUUGGAAGGACUGAUGAACACUCUGACAUCUUCAGUGUUUCGACGAGCUCUUCGGCUGUUUCUGCCAUGCCUUGCAUCAACGUUCAUCAUUGUAUGUCUCGCACGACUUGGUGCCUACCAACUCACUGAAGACUUUGCAGAGGAUGUAAGAGCUGUACAUGAAGUGCAUUACGGAACCACUCCGGAUCUGUCGUCACAGGUCGUUGACUGGUCGCAGAAGAUGCUCAACUUCGUCAACGUGUUCGAUUGGUCAUUGUAUGCUGGUGCGAAUGACAUUGAUCCACAUCUAUGGACGAUACCUGUCGAGUUUCGGUGCAGCAUGGCACUGUUCGGCACCCAUUUAUUGGUGGCUAGAAUGUCAUCACUUACACGAAUCUCGACUCUGACUUUCCUGCUUGCUUGGGGCACAUACUGGAACAGAUGGGAGAUGAUACCCUUCUGGGCUGGAGCAGUCGUCGCCGAGCUAGACCUAAUCAAGUCUUCCAAGGAGGAACAGCUCAAAGAACUGACAGCUAGUGAUUACGACGACUGCAUCAGCUAUAGGUCGCUAUGGAAGAAAUGCAUGUUUAUGGGAGUAUUUGUCGUCGGCUUGUUCCUUGCAUCAUAUCCCGAUGCUGACGGACAUGUUUCUCCUGGGUACAUCAUGCUCACCAAGAUGAUUCCCAAGCGAUAUUCGGAGAAGCACCGGUUUUGGGCCAACAUUGGUGCCAUCCUAAUCGUAUGGAGUGCUGGCAACCUGUACUACAUCAAGCAAGUUCUCAAUACGAAACUCAUGCAGUAUCUUGGCACCAUCAGCUUCCCUCUAUACGUCUGCCACGGGUUUGUCAUACAUACCUUCACCUACAUGUCACUUGACUGGAUAUGGGAGGUUACUGAUGCUUACAAUGACUGGGCACGAUUCGUGAAAGGUUUCACGAUUGUGGCUCUGUGCACGAUCACAAUUGCUGUUUGGAUUUCUGAUCUGUUUCUCCGAUUUGUCGACGCCAGUACGGGUGCAUUCCUUAGCAAUGAGAAGCCAGCAAGAGAGCAUGCCGAGCAUGUGAUACUCCGUCGCAGAACACGAUAA